Molecule: messenger RNA, 2319 nt
Organism: Auxenochlorella protothecoides
Lineage: Eukaryota; Viridiplantae; Chlorophyta; Trebouxiophyceae; Chlorellales; Chlorellaceae
Product: RNA polymerase II C-terminal domain phosphatase-like 3
Exons: 10
Coding region: 1-2319 (772 amino acids)
Molecular function (GO): RNA polymerase II CTD heptapeptide repeat phosphatase activity
Source: RefSeq, a predicted model, not a curated record
AUGCGCGUGUCUCCAAUGAGUCCAAAGUUCGGCAAGGUUGCCAGCAGGCCCAUCGCCCCGGUCGCCCGGUACAACCCCAUGGUCAGCGGGCAGCCUGGGGCCCCGGCCCCUCUCUCGCCCAGUGCCAGUGGCCAUGCCCUCGUGUUGCCGGUCCCCAGGGACAAUGGCACCGCUUCGAUCAGCCCGGAGGACAUGGCCGACUUUGAGGCGGCCACCAACUUUGUCCGUGCCUUGUUGCAUGACAAGUUUUGCAAGGGGUUGGUGAGGAACGUGGAGAACUUGUGCCCGUCUGUGCACAAGGCACUGCGGGCCGUGGACGGGGCCAUGUCGCGCAUCCUGGCACGCCAUGGGCUGCAGGCGUUCCCGCUGCAGGGCAAGGCCGCCACCGUCCCCGGCGGCGUCCCCAACCCCCUCUUGGCAGUGCCAGAUGACGUGCGGGAGAGGCUGUACCGCAACAUGCACCGCCUGCGCGCGGUGGCCAACAAGCUGCCCUCGCCCUUCCCGCCCGCCCUGCGGGCGUGCGCCGCCCUCGCGGUCUCACUCCUGCGCCAGAACUUCUUCACCCAGGGCCAGGCGCGCAUCCUGCUGCCGCUCUGGGAGGGCGAGGCCGGCCAGGGGGGGCUGGAGCCGGACAGCACGACCAGCCCCGACCCGGGGCCGGCGGCAUCCGCAGUCAAGGGGUCCGGGAAGGGGAACUCGGGCCCAGCAGAGACCGCAGGGAGGCCCGCCGAUGCCGACCAGGGAGCCCCCACGCAGGACCAGCCAGGCGUCGGGCGGGGGUCGGGCGGCAGGCCGCCCCUGCCCCCGCAGCAGGAGCGGUGGCGGAUGCAGGGGCAGGCACCGCUUGCCUCCUGCGCUGUGUCUGGCAGGGAGAGGGACGCGGACCUGGCGGAGGCUGCAGGCCAGCCGGGGCCCAGCUUCGUGCUGCCCAUCGAUCCGCGCCGGGCGCCGGCGGCAGGCCGAAAGGGGGCCCGGGGCCCGAGUGCAGUCGCGAGUGCCCCUCACAUUCCCGACAGGGUCGCAUCCGGUACCGGGGCCGACCCCAGACAGACCAGGGUGAACUCGAGGGAACCCCCGGCGACCAUGGCCCAGGCGCCGCAGAGCGGUGCAGGGCAGGGCGCGGGCACGCCCGCCUUGGCGGCACGGGAAGCGGGUUCUGUGCCUGAGAAGAGGCCCGUGGGGAUGGAGGGGUUCGGUGCGGCGGCCAUGCCCGCGCGUCGUCCGGCGGCGCACCCUGCGGCCCCGCAGCCCGCAGGUGAUCCCACGGAGCGCUGCCCGACCCCGCCCGGCGUGGCGAGGCCCGGUGAGGCUGUGCUGCAGAGCGUCCAGCCACAGGCGGCCCAGAACCUGCUGCGGCGCGGCAAGUUGUCGCUAGUGCUGGACCUGGACCACACCCUGCUCAACAGCUGCACCUUUGCCGACGUGGACCAGCAGAGCGACCGCGACCUCCCGAGCCGCCUGCUGGCCCACCUACGCUGCGAGGCGGCGGCGCUGGGGGCGGAGGACCGCCAGCUCUUCCGCCUGGACGACGUGCAGGUAUGGACCAAGCUGCGCCCCGGCGUCCGCGCUUUCCUUGCCGGUGCUGCCGAGCUGUUUGAGAUGACAGUGCACACCAAUGGGCGGCCAGACUAUGCGGCCGCCGUGAUGCACGUCCUGGACCCGGAUGGCAAGUACUUUGGGUCGCGGGUGGUGGCUCAGGGCGGCGACUGCCUCAAGACGCUGGAGGAGGAGGGCUUGGCGGGGCUGGACGCCGUGGCAGUCAUCGUGGACGACAACCACACGGUGUGGCCCAGGAACGCCGCCAACCUGGUGGCGGUGGAGCAGUACCACUACUUCCCCUCCAGCCGCACGCGGCAGGGACUGCACGGACCCGCGCUGUUGGACCUCGCGAGGGAUGAGUCGGUGGCCGGGGGCAUGCUGGACGUGACCCUGGGCAUCCUGCGCGAUGUGCAUGCCGCGUUCUGGGCGGCGCUGUGCGCGCCGCCCCGCGCGCCGCCCGCGGCCCCAGACGUGCGGCCCGUGCUGGCGGAGCGACGCCGCGCUGUGUUGGCCGGCGUGCGCCUGGUGUUCAGCCACGUCAUCCCGUUGGGCGCCCCCGCCCCCUCCCACCCGCUCUGGGUGGGCGCCGAGCGCUUUGGGGCGCAGUGCUCCCUGGCCCUGGAGACCGGCAGCACCACGCACCUCUUGGCCGGCAACCCCGGCACGGAGAAGGUAAUCCAGGCGCGUGCGGCUGGGAUCUGGGUGGUUACCCAGGGCUGGCUGGAGUGCUCGCAGGUGCUGUGGCGGCGCGCCGACGAGAGGCGCUUCGAGCUGCGCUGA